Molecule: messenger RNA, 588 nt
Organism: Ilex paraguariensis (yerba mate)
Lineage: Eukaryota; Viridiplantae; Streptophyta; Magnoliopsida; Aquifoliales; Aquifoliaceae
Source: the annotation of a GenBank genome assembly
AUGUUACAAAACCUUUUUGCAGUGGCUGCUGUAUUUAGCUUGGCCUAUAAACUACAGCCUGCUAUUAUAUUCAUUGAUGAGGUGGAUAGUUUUUUGGGUCAGCGCAAGACUACAGACCAUGAAGCACUAACAAACAUGAAGACUGAGUUCAUGGCACUAUGGGAUGGUUUCACCACUGACUCGGUUGGUUUGAUGACUGAUGUUGUCUAUGCGGAGAAUGCCCGCUUAAUGGUGCUUGCUGCAACGAAUCGUCCAUCGGAGCUUGAUGAAGCAAUUCUUUGGCGGCUCCCUCAGGCCUUUGAGAUUGGGAUUCCUGAUCACAGAGAGAGGGUUGAAAUACUGAGAGUGAUUUUGAAGAGUGAGAAGGUUGAAGAUGGCAUUGACUAUGUCCAUAUAGCUGGCUUGUGUGAUGGAUACACUGGUUCUGAUCUUCUUGAGCUCUGCAAGAAAGCUGCUUACUUUCCCAUCAGGGACCUACUUUAUGAUGAGAAGAAUGGGAAGCUAUCUCCAGAACCAAGGCCAUUGUUGCAAAUCAGAUCUGGAGAAAGUUAUUGCCACAUCAAAGAAGACAAAGGUUGCUGCAGGUGA